Messenger RNA from Pediculus humanus corporis (human body louse), 2049 nucleotides. Its product is annotated as Dipeptidyl peptidase 4, putative. Gene Ontology annotation, molecular function: serine-type peptidase activity; dipeptidyl-peptidase activity. Lineage: Eukaryota; Metazoa; Arthropoda; Insecta; Psocodea; Pediculidae. The record is from RefSeq and is a predicted model, not a curated record. Gene Ontology annotation, biological process: proteolysis. Bases 1 to 2049 code for a protein of 682 amino acids. The transcript is spliced from 12 exons.
AUGGAAGUUCUUUUGUCUGGGGAUCCGGUGAAAUCAGCUCUAUCUUUUCAAUUAUCAGCGGAUAGAAAUUAUUUAUUUGUUGCUCACACGUUUCAAAAUUUGUACAGAUAUUCUUUCAUAGCUCACUAUGACAUAUACAACCUUAAAACUAGGCAAAAAUUUCCUUUGUCGGUGAGCGAGGAUUUAAAAUUAAUAUUACUUGCUCAAUGGGCCCCAGUCGGAAAUGGUAUAGCAUUCGUUUUACACGACAAUCUUGAUAUUUAUUACAAGUCUACGCCGGAAAGUACAGCUUAUCGGGUCACAAAUACUGGAUUACCCACGGUUAUUUACAAUGGAGUUCCUGAUUGGGUUAAUGAAGAGGAAGUUUUCAACUCGAAUGUCGCCAUGUGGUUUUCAAAAGAUGGUAAAAAAUUAGCUUUUGCCAGUUUUAAUGAUUCUCUCACACGCGUCAUGUCCAUACCUUUUUACGGAUUGCCUGGAAAUUUAGAUUUUCAAUAUUCCAGAGCUGUGAACAUACGUUAUCCCAAACCUGGUUCCCCCAAUCCUACGGUCAGCCUACACAUUGCACAUUUGGAAGAUGUGAAUCAAGGAUUGAUAAAAGUUUUAGAAGUUCCACCACCCAACGAAUUAAAACUAGCAGAACCAAUUUUGACAGCUGUUACGUGGCCUGAUGAAGAUCAACUUUCGGCUGUUUGGAUGAACAGAGUUCAAAAUAUGAGUUAUUUGACUUUGUGCAAUUCGAAACAAAGCGAUUGUAGAAAUAUUUUAACUAUUAUGGAAGACAAAGGUUGGGUGGAACUUUUUGUACCACCUCUUUUCUCUUCAGAUGCAUCGAAAAUGGCACUAAUUUUACCACAAAAUCAGGGUGCAGAUGGUGAUUUUCGAGCCACAUCCGAAUAUAUAGUGAAACCGUUAACAAAAGGAAAAUAUACUGUUACCGAUAUAUUAUUCUACGAUGACGUGCGAAACUUGGUGUAUUAUUUGGCGACGGCUGAAAAUCAUCCAGAACAACUUCAUCUUUAUGUUGUAUCUACAGAUGGAAAUAAAGAUCCUGAAUGUUUGUCUUGCAAAGUUAAAACAGAACUUGAAAAUAAAUCAUGCCUUUAUAAUAGAGCCUUUUUUGGUAAAAAGGGAUCAACCACUUACGCUUUAUCCUGUCUCGGACCGGGAAUUCCAGAGAUUUCAAUUUUCGAUAUGAAUAAUAAUAAAUUAAUGACUUGGGAAAACAAUGAAUUUAUUAAAAAUAAAUUAAGCGCCAAAGUAUUACCAACAAUUGAAAGAUUAACCGUACCUGUUUCUGGCGGUUUUAAUGCUGUUGUUGUUUUAUUUUUACCACCGAAUAUUGACAAAUCAGGAAGUACCAAAUAUCCGCUCUUAGUCAACGUUUAUGCCGGUCCUGAUUCGUAUCAAGCCACUGAAAAGUUUAACGCGGAUUGGAAUUCUUAUCUCACGAGUAAUAAAAGUAUUAUUUGCGCUACAAUAGAUGGACGUGGUUCAGGUCUUAAAGGAAAUAAAAUGUUGUUUUCUAUAUAUCGAAGAUUGGGUACAUACGAAAUCGAAGAUCAAAUCGAAGUGACGAAUUAUCUUCAACAAAACUAUCCAUACAUAGAUUCAGAUAGAACUGCCAUUUGGGGAUGGAGUUAUGGAGGAUAUGCCACUGCCAUGGCACUCGCUCAAGAUAGAUCUAAAGUUUUUAAAUGUGGUAUAUCUGUUGCACCUGUCACUGAUUGGGCUUAUUACGAUACUAUUUAUACUGAAAGGUACAUGGGUUUACCCAGAAGAGAUGAUAAUCUCCUUGGUUACGCCGAAGCUCAAUUAAAUGAUAAAGUUGAAAACAUUCGAACCAAACAAUUUUAUCUUGUUCAUGGCACUCUAGAUGAUAAUGUACAUUAUCAACAAAGUAUGAUGUUGUCAAAAGCAUUAUCACAAAGCGACAUUCUUUUCCAACAACAGACUUAUCCAGAUGAAGAACAUGGUCUCGCUGGGGUAAGACCUCAUUUAUACCAUUCAUUAGAAAAGUUCCUUGAUAAAUGUUUUGAUUUGAAGUGA